UAACAUUUGCAAAACUUAUACUCAAUCAAACAACAUUCUAUCCAUCUAAUUACUUUCCUGAUUAAUAACUCAAUUACAUUAAUUACAAAAAUGGGCAAUCAAGUCUCUAAUUAUGGCUCGCCGGCGACCGGAAAAGUGAUCCUUCUAGAUGGUUCUAUCCAAGAAUUUGACAACCCUUUAACGGUGGCUGAACUAAUGUUGGAGUACCCACAACAAAUGGUGGUUGAUCUAAAAUCAUCAACAACACAGAAAAGAACAACUCCUUUACCAGCUGAUAAAACCCUAGAGGUUAACAAAGUUUACCUAAUGGUUCCAUUAAGGAGAGGUAAAUUAGCUCAUUUAUCCCCUCAAGAGGCUAAUCAAAUUCUUAUUAGGGUUAAUGCAAUGUUAAUUAGGUCUAAAACAAUGAAUUCUUCAUUGAAGUUUUUACCUCUUAUUGCCAAGAUUUGUCCUACGGCGAGUGCUGGUGGUGAGAAUAAUUAUUGUAAGUCCGCUGCAUAUAAGAAAGAUGUGUUAGGGUUCGAGGGCGGUGGUGAGCUUGAUGAUGAUGAUUUGGUUGAAAAACCGGAUUAUCUUAGUAGGCAAGUAUCCGGGAAGAGUUGGAAGCCUAGUUUAGACACUAUUGAAGAGAAGAAAAAUGAGGUUAAGAAGGGGUCUAAUUGGGUGAUUGUUGCUAAUAAGGUUGGUAAGAGGAUUCAUAAUAAGGGCUUGGUUUGGGGUUAAAAACACAAUAUUAUAUCAUGGAGUGCCAUUUUAUGUUCUACGUAGUAUAAUACGUAGUUUUCAAAUAUCAAAAAGUUUGAGUGUAAAAAGUUAAUUAGGAAUGUUAUUUAUUUCCUCUAGCUUACUUGUGUAGUUAUUUUGAUAAUUCCUGCAUAAAUAUGCAUGAGAAUUAAUAUUUAUUGGACUUUGUGUAA
This is a messenger RNA of Spinacia oleracea (spinach), 917 nucleotides long. RefSeq lists its product as uncharacterized. The record is from RefSeq and is a predicted model, not a curated record. Bases 91 to 723 code for a protein of 210 amino acids. NCBI's taxonomy places the organism in Eukaryota, Viridiplantae, Streptophyta, Magnoliopsida, Caryophyllales, Amaranthaceae. The transcript has a single exon.